UAAAAUGCUUUUGUUCAAUGGCGCUGUGUUAUGCAUCAUGGUAUAUGCGUGUCUUGCGCAAGACACCUCCCUGGAUAACCUAAUUGCGGAUAUAUUUAAAACAGGCGAAUCAUCGACAUCUGCAACACAAAUCACUGGAAGCGAUGUUGUUACUGCUCAACCAACUCGUUCAUCGAGCUCCUCAGGCCAGUAUCAGUCCUGUGGAGACCAAAAGGAAUGCGUGCCUCGAUGGUUGUGCACAAACAACACAAUAAAUACCAGUGGAGAAAACAUAAUUGACAUCCGAAUUGACACUGCAGCACCGUGUAAAAACUAUUUGGAUCUAUGUUGUGAUCUUUCAAACAAGAAAGAUACAACUGAUACCCCAAUAACACAACCUGAUGCAGCAAAAGGCUGUGGAUACCAAAAUCCAAACGGUAUCGGCUUUAAGAUAACUGGAGCUGUUAACCAAGAAGCAGAGUUCGCGGAAUUCCCUUGGAUGGUCGCCAUUUUGCGGGAAGAAGCUCAACUAAACUUGUAUGAGUGUGGAGGGGCUUUAAUCGCGCCAAAUGUGGUUUUAACAGCAGCUCACUGUGUCCAUAACAAAGAGCCAAACUCAAUUGUUGUGAGAGCAGGCGAAUGGGACACUCAAACAAAAAAAGAAAUAAUACCACAUGAGGACCGUUAUGUGAAAGAAAUAGUUUAUCAUGAACAAUUUAAUAAGGGGGCACUUUACAACGAUGUUGCAUUGCUAUCGCUUGAAAGUUCGUUUACCUCUCAGGAGAACAUACAGCCAGUGUGUUUGCCAAGUCCCGGGGAUAUAUUUGACUAUGAACGUUGCUUUGCCACUGGCUGGGGUAAAAACAAAUUUGGAAAAGAUGGCGAAUAUCAAGUCAUUCUAAAAAAGGUUGAUUUGCCUGUUAUGCCGAAACAACAAUGCCAGUCGAACUUGCGCGAAACUCGCCUGGGAAAGCAUUUCAUAUUGCAUGAAAGUUUUAUAUGCGCAGGCGGCGAAAAAGAUAAGGACACUUGCAAGGGUGAUGGGGGCUCUCCAUUAGUGUGCCCCAUUAAAGGCGAGCAAAAUCGGUUUAAGUCAGCUGGCAUAGUCGCUUGGGGAAUUGGUUGUGGAGAAGAAAAUAUCCCCGGAGUUUACGCAAACGUUGCUAGCCUAAGAUCAUGGAUAGACGAAAAAUUAAAAGUAUGGCAAAUAAAUCCAAAAUAUUAUACACCUUAAGAAAAAGUGUAAGAAAAUCAUAAAUGGAUAAAAGUACUCCUAAAAAAUUGUAUAUGCAUAUUGAUUCAGUACGAAUAAAAUUAUAAUUUUGCAAACUUUUAA
Messenger RNA from Drosophila persimilis, 1315 nucleotides. RefSeq names its product phenoloxidase-activating factor 2. Gene Ontology annotation, molecular function: serine-type endopeptidase activity. The transcript is spliced from 3 exons. The record is from RefSeq and is a predicted model, not a curated record. Gene Ontology annotation, biological process: proteolysis. Lineage: Eukaryota; Metazoa; Arthropoda; Insecta; Diptera; Drosophilidae. The coding region runs from base 5 to 1213 and encodes 402 amino acids.